AUGUACGAAUGUGCAACCUGCUCAGAGACCUUCUAUCUCAGUUGGGAUUGCGAUGAGCAUAUGGACGACUACGAUCACUGGGCUGAAUGCGAGACUUGUGAUCGACUCUUUCGAAGCCAGGCCGCUUGUAACCAGCACAUGAAUAUGCUUGGGCAUAUGCGACCGAAGAUUCCGUGCGAGAGUUGCGACCGCGCUUUUCAGACUCAGGCUGCUGCUAAUCAGCACAUGGAUGCCCUGGACCACUGGAAGACAUACUGCAAAGCGUGCGAUCGCCACUUCCAAAAUGAGAAUAACAUGCGCAUGCACCUUCGCUCGAAAAUACACCGGGGAACAGACGUCCCCUGUCCCUUCUGCAAGGCCGGCUUCGUCACUGCAAGCGGAAUGGCCCACCACCUGGAGACCGGUUCUUGCCCCAAGGCUCCCAAGCUGAACCGAGAGACAAUUCUGAAGAUGGCUCGGCACUCUGACCAGCAUGGCCUGAUUACAAACAAGCAGAUUGGAUGGCACGACGAGGGCCGAGUGGAGUACGAGGCCACCAGUGCUGCCUGGAAUGGUCACCACUGGGAGUGCUACCUCUGCCACAAGCAACUCAAGACAGUGACAUCACUCAACCAGCACCUCAACUCACCUGUACACCAGCAGAAGGUGUAUCAUUGCCCAAACCGAAAGAAUUGCGGCAAGGAGUUUGUCUCCUUGGCCGCUUUGUUCAAUCACCUCGAAAGUGAAUCUUGCAAGAUCAUGCGCUUCGAACGAGUCCAGCAAGUGCAGCGGCAACUGACCGAUGCCUUUUUGAACCGCAGGCUCCUGCGUAGUUUCUAA
Messenger RNA from Penicillium canariense, 819 nucleotides. RefSeq lists its product as uncharacterized. The transcript has 2 exons. Gene Ontology annotation, cellular component: nucleus. Bases 1 to 819 code for a protein of 272 amino acids. The record is from RefSeq and is a predicted model, not a curated record. Gene Ontology annotation, biological process: regulation of transcription by RNA polymerase II. NCBI's taxonomy places the organism in Eukaryota, Fungi, Ascomycota, Eurotiomycetes, Eurotiales, Aspergillaceae. Gene Ontology annotation, molecular function: RNA polymerase II transcription regulatory region sequence-specific DNA binding; DNA-binding transcription factor activity, RNA polymerase II-specific.